GUGACUAUUCCGGAACUACUUAAACUCCAGUGAGAGAUCAGCAUAUUCCAUAGGUUCUUACGACGAUGGGGUGUGCGGCUUCUAGACCCGUUAAAGGUUUGCCACAUUUGAGUGACGGUUCUCUGGAAAAUGGAUCGCAAGAUACUAAACACCUACGGGUCAAGCUGGUUCUUCUCGGCGACUCCGGAGUGGGAAAGAGCUGCAUUGUUCUGCGCUUUGUAAGGGGGCAGUUUGAUCCGUCAUCAAAGGUUACUGUUGGUGCUUCUUUUUUGUCGCAAACUAUAGCUCUCCAAGACUCGAGCACAGUUAAGUUUGAGAUAUGGGACACCGCAGGACAAGAGAGAUAUGCUUCAUUAGCACCACUGUACUAUAGGGGAGCUUCUGCAGCGGUGGUAGUCUACGACCUGACCAGCAAGGAGUCAUUUCAGAAAGCUCAAUACUGGGUCAAGGAGCUACAAAAACAUGCGAAUGCAGGGAUAGUUCUUGCGCUUGUUGGGAACAAGGCCGACCUUGACAACUUGCGCACGGUUUCAACAGAUGAAGCUCGGGCUUACGCAGAGAGCAACUCCAUGUUCUUUACGGAGGCGUCGGCAAAAACCGCCGGCAACAUUAACGAGGUCUUCGAGGAGAUUGCAAAGAGGCUGCCUCGGGGCCAGCCCUCACUGACUGUAAAGCAACAGUAAAACGCCCCCAGUCUGUAUAACCAAAGAGUUUAGAAGGUCAGCUAUGGUUUGUAGAUAAAGGUCCGUCAAUGGCAGCAGUGGCUUUGUGUCUUGGGC
Molecule: messenger RNA, 779 nt
Organism: Selaginella moellendorffii
Lineage: Eukaryota; Viridiplantae; Streptophyta; Lycopodiopsida; Selaginellales; Selaginellaceae
Product: ras-related protein RABF1
Exons: 7
Coding region: 66-683 (205 amino acids)
Molecular function (GO): GTP binding; GTPase activity
Source: RefSeq, a predicted model, not a curated record